Molecule: messenger RNA, 3432 nt
Organism: Oreochromis niloticus (Nile tilapia)
Lineage: Eukaryota; Metazoa; Chordata; Actinopteri; Cichliformes; Cichlidae
Gene: ythdf3
Product: YTH N6-methyladenosine RNA binding protein F3
Exons: 5
Coding region: 579-2390 (603 amino acids)
Biological process (GO): mRNA destabilization
Cellular component (GO): cytoplasm
Molecular function (GO): N6-methyladenosine-containing RNA reader activity; mRNA binding
Source: RefSeq, a predicted model, not a curated record
GGUUUCACGCAUGCAUCUAGUGCUCGUGGUUAGCAGAUGCGCGCUAAGCUGCAAUCAGUGAAGCAGUGUUGCUAUUUUAGUGUGGGUAGGGGUAACAGAGGGGGUGACACUGCUGUGGACAUGAUAGCCGAGAAGUUGUUAUGACCGUCAUGUGAAGUGUCAGUUUGUAACAUGACUCAGAGCGUCACAGGCGGAAGGUCACGGAGCAGCAGAACGGAACGGAAGCGGGAGUAAAAAGCCUAUCCGCCAUUGUGGAAUAUGGUAAGGGAUAUUCCAGUAAGGCACUAGUCAGUUUGGGCUUGACUGAUAAACACCAUCUGUGGCAGGAUCGGACACGUUAACUGACGCCCUCUCCGCAGACACAAAGUCGCUGUUUGUAACAGCCAAAAGCAGCGAAUCGUCGUCAGGAUCUGAGCACGGCAGGAGGAAAGGAAAAGGGAAAAAACGCCGCCUUGUAACGUUAAUAGAGUGAUUGGACAACCGAAGAGACGAGCCAGCAAAGCACCAAAGUGCAGAGAGGGAGAGAGAGGAAGCCGUGGACAGUCUCACAAACAGCCAUCAGUUUCGGUUCCUGGAGGAUGUCUGCGACUACCGUCGAUCAGAGACCUAAAGGACAAGGAAAUAAAGUGCAAAACGGAUCAAUGCAUCAAAAGGAUGGUGUAAAUGAUGAUGAUUUUGAGCCUUACCUCAGCGGCCAGACAAAUCAGAGUAACAGCUAUCCACCAAUGUCUGAUCCCUACAUGCCCAGCUACUAUGCUCCAUCCAUUGGUUUCCCUUACUCUCUGGGGGAGGCUGCUUGGUCCACAGCAGGAGACCCACCUAUGCCCUACCUAACUACCUAUGGACAGAUGAGCAACGGCGAGCCACACUUCAUCCCUGAUGGUGUUUUCAGUCAACCGGGUGCCCUGGGAAACACCCCUCCCUUCCUUGGGCAGCACGGCUUCAACUUUUUCCCGGGCAAUGCAGACUUUUCCACCUGGGGUACUAGUGUCUCUCAGGGCCAGUCCACACAGAGCUCAGUCUACAGCAAUAGCUAUGGGUACGCCCCGAGCUCGCUGGGUCGAGCCAUCACGGACGGACAGGCGGGCUUUGGAAGCGACACCCAGCUCAGUAAGGUCCCGGUGCUGAACAGCAUUGAACAGGGUAUGACGGGGCUAAAGCUGGGUACAGACAUGGUGGCAGCUGUCACCAAAACUGUGGGCUCACCUUUAGGAGGCACAGCAGGUAUGAGCAGCAUGUCGGCCAGCAACCUCCCUCCGUCUGUCAGCUCCUCUGCACCUAAACCCGCUUCCUGGGCAGCUAUUGCCAAGAAGCCAGCCAAACCACAACCCAAGGUCAAACCCAAAGCCAACAUGGGGAUAGGGGGAGGCGCCGCUAUUCCCCCACCCCCUAUAAAGCACAAUAUGAACAUUGGUACUUGGGAUGAUAAGGGCUCUCUGAACAAGCCCCCAUUAGCUCAGACUAUGAUGCCCCCCCAGCCUCUGGUGCAGCAGCCUCUCCUUGGUCAGCCACAGCCCUUACUGCAGAACCCUUUACCCCCUCAGCCUCAGCACCAGCCCCAGCACCAACACCAACACCAACCCUUCCAACUCCAGUCUCUCCAGUCCCCUCAACACCCCCAGCCUCUGCCCCCUGGUCCUCCACACCUGCACCUUCCUUCCCAACCCCCUCAGGCUCUUCAUCAGCAACAACCCCAACAACCUGGCCCGCCCCCUAACCGCUGGGUGGCUCCGAGGAACCGUGGCGAGGGCUUUGGUCUUUGUGUUGGAAUCCCACCGAGUGCCUCCCCUUGCUCUGGAGAAGUGCACCCAGUGCUGGAGAAACUUCGUGCCCUCAACAACUACAACCCCAAAGACUUUGACUGGAACUUGAAAAAUGGGCGCGUUUUCAUUAUCAAGAGCUAUUCAGAAGAUGACAUCCACCGCUCAAUCAAGUACUCUAUCUGGUGCAGUACAGAACAUGGCAACAAGCGCCUGGAUGGUGCUUACCGCUCCCUGGGCAACAAGGGGCCCCUGUACUUGUUGUUCAGUGUCAACGGCAGUGGGCACUUUUGUGGCGUAGCUGAAAUGCGCUCACCGGUGGACUACAAUGCCUAUGCAGGCGUCUGGUCUCAGGAUAAGUGGAAGGGCAAGUUUGAGGUAAAGUGGAUUUUCAUCAAAGACGUGCCCAACAACCAGCUGCGUCACAUCCGGCUGGAGAACAAUGACAACAAGCCAGUGACCAACUCCAGGGACACUCAGGAAGUGCCUCUGGAGAAGGCCAAACAAGUGCUUAAAGUUAUCGCCACUUACAAGCAUACCACCUCAAUCUUUGAUGACUUUGCACAUUAUGAGAAACGUCAGGAAGAGGAGGAGGCUCUGAGGAAGGAGCGCAAUAGAAAUAAACCGUAACCUUCAAGCAAGCUGUCUGCUAGAACUGCAACACUAAUGAUGUAGGACCUUAAAUCAAAUUUGCCUAACGACAAGGAGGAAAGGCUUUCACAAUCUUUCCGCUGAAGAUGACAAUGUAUCUGAACACUUGAACAUGACCAUAGUUGGACUCAUCUGUAUCCGUUGACUGGUGCACCAAACCCCGUGUUCCUGUCUCACAAGAAAAAGAACGUAACCCACAAUGAAAAACUCUGUCUUUAAAGCACUUUCAAGUCCUCAGCAGCCUCUACCAAUACCCUUAACUCUCUAACUUUCUUUGAUUUUGUUUGUGAGCAACUAACUGACUAACCCGAGUAGUCAGAUGAUUUCACCAAGCUUAUUUGUCCUUUUUUUCUUUUCUCUUUUUUUUUUUUUAAAUGCCUCAAAUGUUUGGGAUAUUGGUGAGCUUCAUCAGGCCCGGAAGACAAUUAAAUAUGAUAUGUAUAAAUUAGUCUUGUACUUGAAUCUGUAUUCAGCCAUCUGAUCCUCAUCAGACAGAGGCUGGCGAUGAUUGACAGGUGGGAUGAAAGAAUUGGGAAGCAGCCACAAUCAUGCCAAUCAUAGGAUGUAUCCUCCAUCUACCUGUUUCCAUCCUUUCUGCAUUUGUUUCUGUGUACCAAAAGAUAACAAUUAUGCAGCAGGCUGGCAAGUGCUGGCUAGUGCACAUCUUUGGGUUUUUUUUGCCCCUCCCCCCUUUUUUCCUUGUGAUUCUGUCAUUCUGAAGUGCAUUUGUCUGAGGAGAAAGCUGCUGCUGCUGCUGCUGUGGUAGAACUAUCGGCGGCCUUCGCUGGCCCCAUGGUUGACUGUCUUAGCUCUGAUGUUGGUGUACUCUACCGUACCUCAGGCCCAAUCCGACUGUCUGUCCUCAACAACUCUUAGCACUUUUGGGAGAACCUCCUCAUCAACACCUGCUGGACUUGACAGAGAUUCCUCCAAAAAGGCAAGACAUCAACUGCAAGGAUGUGACAGUUUUCUCCUCUAGGUAACUCACUAGCUAAAUAAAAAUUACUCAUGUUUAGCGAAA